This is a messenger RNA of Scheffersomyces coipomensis, 1218 nucleotides long. RefSeq lists its product as uncharacterized. The transcript has a single exon. The coding region runs from base 1 to 1218 and encodes 405 amino acids. The record is from RefSeq and is a predicted model, not a curated record. NCBI's taxonomy places the organism in Eukaryota, Fungi, Ascomycota, Pichiomycetes, Serinales, Debaryomycetaceae.
AUGGAUAAAUACUGUGAUAGAAACAUUUUACUUAGGUCUGCAAGCUUUAUCUUUAAUAAAGUGAUUAAUGAUCCAAACUAUAACUUCUUCAACGAUGCUACAGCCAAAGCAGAGUUUGAAACUGAAUGGAACCAUCUAGUCUCAAAUCAGAUUGAUGAUGAAGAACAUUUCUUAGAGAAUAAUCGAACUAAAUUAGUCUUCUUGGUAUAUAAUUAUCAUGUCUUAGUUCCAGGUAAACAUUUCAAUAAGCUUUCGAAAUGUUAUCUUUAUAGUGAACAAUUCUAUCUUGAUUUUGAUAGAUUAUCUCUGCUAAGUGGUAUUUUAUUUGAUGCGUUAUAUCAAACAUUCACUGGACCAACUGAUAGUAAUCCAGCAAUAUGUCGUUGUAUCGGGCAACUAUAUAACUUGUCAUUAAUAAUGGCUAUGCCUUUAGUACCUACAACGUAUCCGAUACUAGAAUCUUCAAGUGAGAUGAUUCCCUUUUCAAGAAUUAUGAAAUUUUACUUUGAGCUUAAUCCAAAAGUUACCCUCAUAAAUGAUGAUUAUAUCAAUCGAUUAAUUCAUAGAUUUGUAGUUGAUAAAGCCCUUUUAGGGAAAUGGGGAACAAUUCAUCAAACGAAUGAAAAACAAAUACUUCAAGAAAUGGAUGAAUUACAAUUUUCAAGAUAUAUAUGCCUGAAUAUCUUACUUCCUAUACAAAGUAUUCUCCUUAAAAAGUUUAAUUAUGCGGAAGUACUUAAUGCAUCUGAAUUGUACGUAGAUGUAUCAGAAUUCAGCAUUAGAGUUCGAAAGAGCCGUGGAUACUUAAAAGUGCCAAUUGAAAUUCAAGAGUCUGAUAUAUCAAUAGCAUUCAACAAUCAAGAUUCUGUCAAAUGGAAACAUAUAAUGAAUAGAAUUUUAUACGUGAUGUUAGCUUAUAAAUCGAAAUUAGGAUUUGUGAUAGGCGUUGAUUGUUUAUUAAUUGUUCAAAUAGAUGAAACCCCAGACUUGUUCAGAUUAGAUGGGACACAAGCUUAUCUGAUUAAUUGUCAUACAAGAUGUAUCAAGAAUGAUGAUAUGAAGUAUUCCAUACCUUUAUUAUUAAUAAUUUUUUUGGUAGAUUAUUUCCAGAACGUCAAAGAAUCUGAUCAGAAUUCGAUGAGUCUUUUAUUUAACAAUUUAAAAAGGGAUGGAACUGAUUAUAUCAGUGAAGACUUGCAAACGACUAUGAUCAUAUGA